AUGGUUAAAGCAACGGUCGAGGACGGUGUGUGGGCAGGACCAGUCUCAUCUGGCCUUAUCGGGCAGCGAGGAUCCCCAAUUUGUGGGAUGCAAUCAGUUGUGUCGGUGUCACUUACAACGGUGGCGGCAGCGUCAUUGGUGUGGACUCACGCACCAGCACCUGAUGAUUUGGUGAAUUCCACGAAGGAGGCAGCAUCGAAGGAGCUUUUGAAUGUCAGCCGUGACAAUAAUAACUACUGGAGCCUGUUGAAGGAUCUCAUGAUUCAGAUGCUAAAAACAGUUAUAUAUCUCCUGCUUGAAAGUAAAUGUAUUGAAAACAAUGAAUGUGACAAUCUUGUGAGGCCAGAUAAUGGUUUUGUGAAUUGGAAUGACCUGCUGGUUCGACUUGAACGGGUCAGCUUAUCAGUUUGGUUUACAUCUAUCAACCUCAUGUCACAAGAAGUGCUCAGGAAGUGGUCCAAAUCGGAAGACAUGGAGAGAAAUUUAUUGACAAAGCUUCUGAUCAACCUUACGAAACCUCAAAUAAUUGACGUGAAGAAGCUCAGGCAGACGAAGCCCCAACUUUCAUCUACGCCUAAGCAUGUUUAUAAUGUGAGGGCUAAGCUCAGUCGGGAAUAUUACGGGGUUCAGUUAGUGACGGUGGAAAGGGACAAGAAUUUUUUGGAAGCUGUCGCUAAUGGGAUGAGGGAAAAGGGGGACACGACACAUGAUCAGUGCAAGGGUAAAUGGAAAGAUCUUGUGAACAGAUACAAGUUUGAGUUUAUCUUAGUUUUGAAAAGGAAAAUUCACGGGUUGGCGGUGGAGGAGAAGAUGGGGAAGCUGAGGAUGACAAGGGUGGUGGAGCAUGAGAUCAUGGACGUGCUGAGAGUGAAGGCAAAGAGAGGGACGGAGAUUGUGGUGGCGAACAUGAAGAAUCCGGCGGCCAAGUUGACGCCCAACAAAGUUGAAAAUCCAAAACCAUGA
Molecule: messenger RNA, 963 nt
Organism: Striga asiatica
Lineage: Eukaryota; Viridiplantae; Streptophyta; Magnoliopsida; Lamiales; Orobanchaceae
Source: the annotation of a GenBank genome assembly